AUGGUCCUUAAAUUUGAGGAAGGAUGGUCCUCCUUGCAGAAAGGUAUUACCGAAGUGAUAAGGAUCAUAGAAGAAGAGCCGGAACCAGCAUUUAAACCUCAGCUAGGUGUCAAUCUUUACACGACAAUCUACGAUAUGUGCACCCAAAAACCAGAUUACUCACAUCAGCUUUAUGAGAAGUAUCUUCAAGUAAUUGAAGAUUAUACUAUCCAAACGGUGUUGCCUUCUUUAAGGGAGAAGCAUGAUGAACAUAUGCUAAUAGAGCUUGUUAAGAGGUGGAAUAACCAUAAAAUUUUGGUUACAUUUUUAACCAACAUUUUCCAUUAUAUCGACCGUUACUUGGUUCCUCGGACUAAUAUUCCAUCACUAGAUGAAGUUGGAUUGACAUGCUUCCUUGACCUGGUUUAUUCUGAGAUGCAAUCCAUGGCCACAAAAGCUGUAGUAGCACUUAUUCAUAAAGAACGUGAGGGCGAAGAGAUUGAUAGGGCACUAGUGAAGAACGUAUUAGAUGUCUAUGUGGAUAAUGGGAUGGGAACCACUGAAAAAUAUGAAGAGGAUUUUGAAAGCUUCAUGCUUCAAGAUACUGCUUCUUACUAUUCUCGCAAGGCGUCAAGGUGGAUCGAGGAGGAUUCUUGUCCUGAUUACAUGAUAAAGGUUGAGGAGUGUCUAAAGAGGGAGAGGGAGAGAGUCACUCACUAUCUCCAUUCAAGCACUGAACCCAAACUAGUUGAGAAAGUACAAAAUCAAUUGUUGGUAAUGGUUGCAAAAAACCGUCUAGAAAAUGAGCAUUCAGGGUGCUGUGCAUUGCUAAGAGAUGACAAGAAGAAUGAUCUCUCUAGGAUGUACAGUCUUUAUCAUCCAAUCCCUCAUAGGUUAGAACGUAUUGCAGACUUAUUCAAAAAGCAUAUUACUGAAGAGGGGAAUGCCCUUAUCAAACAAGCUGACGACGCAACUACUAAUCAACUACUAAUUGAGCUACACAAUAAGUACAUGGUUUAUGUCACCGAGUGUUUUCAGAACCACAGGUUCUUCCAUAAGGCAUUGAAAGAGGCAUUUGAUAUCUUAAGAAGUCAAGGAGGAAGUGAGAAGAAGUUUUAGUGAUGAAGGUAGGGUUUGAGAAAGUAAAUCUUUUUCUCUUCUUUAUUGUUUCGGAUACUACAUCCACAUGAACAAAGGAACUUGGCCAAACUAGAAACUAGAGUUAAGAUAAGAGCUAAAAUCUAAACCAAACCAGUUUUAUAGAGAGUCUCAUCAUUUAGUUUUGGUUCUUAAAUCAUCUAAGACAAUCAAAUAUAUCAUGUUCUGUUCCUUUUCAAGUUUGACUAGGAUUUGCUUUCUCUUUUUUUUUUCAAAUAGCUUGGAUUUAAUUUUUGUAACAUGGGAUAUUGUAAUAGCAACAAGAGUCAAAAAUCAUUGGCCGAUCGGUCCCAAACCCAUCAACUUUAAUGGGUUAAAUAUGUCCUUUUUAAUCCUAAUUGGUUGAUGAGUCUAAUGUGUUUGUAACAUGGGAUAUUGUAAUAGGUUUGAUGGGUUACCCAUUUUUGUUUGUUUUUCUCAUCACCAUCAUCAUAUCAUGAUCAUCAUACAAUCAUCAUCAUCAUCUUCUUAU
Molecule: messenger RNA, 1609 nt
Organism: Arabidopsis lyrata subsp. lyrata
Lineage: Eukaryota; Viridiplantae; Streptophyta; Magnoliopsida; Brassicales; Brassicaceae
Product: putative cullin-like protein 2
Exons: 10
Coding region: 1-1098 (365 amino acids)
Biological process (GO): protein ubiquitination; ubiquitin-dependent protein catabolic process
Cellular component (GO): cullin-RING ubiquitin ligase complex
Molecular function (GO): ubiquitin protein ligase binding
Source: RefSeq, a predicted model, not a curated record